This is a messenger RNA of Cercopithifilaria johnstoni, 537 nucleotides long. NCBI's taxonomy places the organism in Eukaryota, Metazoa, Nematoda, Chromadorea, Rhabditida, Onchocercidae. The record is from the annotation of a GenBank genome assembly.
AUGGAUAAUGAUGAUGCAAAGUUGGUAUCGAAUAUACGAAGUCAGCUAGACCGUCUUAUGCUACAGCUGACUGAAAUUGAACAAGAAAGAGAUUCGCUGGAUAAUGAUGAGUACGUGGAAAUGAAGAAUGAUACAGUGGAGCAGUUGAAGGAACUAGAGCGGACAUUGGAUCGUAUGAAAUGUGGUGAUGUUUCGUUAACUGAUGAGCUGACUGCUACAAAAAUGGCAAUCCAAAAUGCAAUAAGUGAGGCAUUCAAAACGCCGAAAAUUGCAGCAAUUUUUGCCAAAAAAGAACCCGCCUUACUUCGACAGAAACUAAUAAAGAUAGAAACCGAACAUCGCUUACGAAAGAUAUCAGACGAAACAUUUAAAACAAGAAAAUUAGAAGUUCUGUACGCUUUGUAUAAGCUAAACGACGAUUUAUCAGAUGAGGAGCGAAAUGCUAUGAAUGCUGCCUCAAAAAUUUCUGAUUUCCAAUUUGAAUUAGCAUCCAGUCAUUUGAGUUGCGAUGAAUCUAUUAUCAACGUUAACUUAUAG